Equus caballus (horse) is the source of this 988-nucleotide messenger RNA. NCBI's taxonomy places the organism in Eukaryota, Metazoa, Chordata, Mammalia, Perissodactyla, Equidae. The record is from RefSeq and is a predicted model, not a curated record.
AGAACCCAGGAUACUGCAUCAUGGCAGCGAAGCCCAAGCUUCACUACCUCAAUGGACGAGGCCGAAUGGAGCCGAUCCGGUGGCUCCUGGCUGCCGCUGGAGUUGAGUUUGAAGAAGAAUUUCUGGCAACUUCGAAAGACUUGGAAAAGCUAAGAAACGAUGGGAGUUUGAUGUUCCAGCAGGUGCCAAUGGUCGAAAUUGAUGGGAUGAAGCUGGUGCAGUGCAGAGCCAUUCUCAACUACAUCGCCGCCAAAUACAACCUCUAUGGGAAAGACAUCAAGGAGAGAGCCCUGAUUGACAUGUACAUAGAAGGUGUGGCAGAUCUGAAUGAAAUGUACAUUCAUUUGAUCUUAACUCCACCCAGUGAAAAAGCUGCCAAGAUUACCGAGAUCAAAGACAAAACAACAAAUCGUUAUUUGCCUGCGUUUGAAAAAGUGUUAAAGAGCCACGGACAAGACUACCUGGUUGGCAACAGGCUGAGCAGGGCUGACAUCCACCUGGUCGAACUUCUCUACACUGUUGAAGAGCUUGACCCCAGCCUUCUGGCCAACUUCCCUCUGCUGAAGGCCCUGAAAGCCAGAAUCAGCAACCUGCCCACCGUGAAGAAGUUUCUGCAGCCUGGCAGCCCAAGGAAGCCUCCAGUGGAUGAGAAAAAUUUAGCAAAAGUGAAGGAGAUUUUCCAGUUAAAAUAAAGGAGUCCUGGCCCCCAGCACAGGUAGGAACGAUCUUCUGAAGUUUUCCAGCAAUGAUGUUCUUCACCUAAAUGUAGAUCCUGGGACUGUUGUGGGACUAAUAAACUCUUCCCCAGUUUUAGUGGUGAUUAUCUACGAUGACUCCUGUGAGCAGAUUUCACUACAAUUUAUUGUAUUAUUAUUAAAUCACUACAUUUAUUCUUUGUAAUUAAGAUCAAAUUUGUAAUCAGAUUUUCAGUCUCCUUCUAUCCUGUCUUGCUUGGAAUGAAAAAGGAAAUAAAAAGUGGAAACAUAGA